This is a messenger RNA of Talaromyces rugulosus, 1728 nucleotides long. RefSeq lists its product as uncharacterized. The transcript is spliced from 4 exons. Gene Ontology annotation, biological process: secondary metabolic process. Gene Ontology annotation, molecular function: CoA-ligase activity. The record is from RefSeq and is a predicted model, not a curated record. NCBI's taxonomy places the organism in Eukaryota, Fungi, Ascomycota, Eurotiomycetes, Eurotiales, Trichocomaceae. The coding region runs from base 1 to 1728 and encodes 575 amino acids.
AUGGCGGACGCUGUCACAGAAAGACAACCGGCGAAUAGAAUCAUAACGUCGCCUCUCAAUGUCGAGAUUCCUGCAAUCGAUGUGGCUUCGUACGUAUUCUCGUCUGGCACAGCGGCAUCUCGAGGCACACCGCUAUACUUCAAUGCCGAGAAGCCAUCCCAGAACUUCAGCCUCGAUGAAGCCAAAAUCGAGGUCAAACGCUUUGCCAGAGGGCUCCAGAAACUAAAUCUCCAACCCGGUGACAGAGUACUUUUAUUUUCUGGGAACCGGCUGUACUUUCCAAUUGCUUUCUGGGCGAUUAUGGCAGCAGGCUGCGUUUUCACUGCCAUAGCUCCGUCGGCCUCUGCUUUGGAACUGGAGUAUCAGCUACGCGACAGCGGAGCACGCGCGCUGUUAACGAGCCCAGAGGGAGCUGAGACUGCAUUGAAAGCAGCCAAGGCAACAUCGAUAUCUAUCGACCGAGUGUUUCUUUUUGGAGACCCAGACGAGAACCUAGCUCACCCACAAAUCCGGCCGUGGACCGAUGUCUUUUGUUCACCAGAGGAGGUCAGGUCCUGGUCAUGGAAGCACAUCACCACGCUGGAAGAAGCAAAAAGCACAACAGCAGUCAUCAACUACUCGAGCGGCACCACUGGCCUUCCCAAGGGAGUCGAAGUCACCCACUACAACCUCGUGGCCAACUCAGAACAAGUCAUUUUCAAGCGAAAUAGCGUUGCUGAUACACCCCUGGGUCGCCAACGCAAGGCCAACAUUGACAGUUCCGGCGAGCGGUGGCUUGCUCCUCUGCCCAUGUAUCAUGCAUAUGGACAGACGUAUUCGUGUAUGAGUGCUGCACGGAUUGGCGCCAAGGUCUUUAUCCUUCCAAACUUCACGCUGCAAAAAUACCUGCAGUUCCUUGAUAUCUACCGAAUCACAUUCAUGACGACAGUGCCUACCAUUUUGACCAUGCUGGACAAGUAUGAGAAUACACAUCACUUCAAUCUGAAAGCGAUCGAAGUUGUGACCAGCGGGUCAGCCCCGUUAAACGGCGAGAUUGCCGCUCGCAUCACGGAAAAGUACAUGAGAGCCGGAGUAAAAGUAAAACAAGGCUGGGGAUUAACCGAGACUACGUGUUCCGUGACUGGGUUCCCUCCCGAUGAGGACGACGACGGUCGAAGUAUUGGCUGGAUGAACCCGAACUGUGCCGUCAAAAUCGUUCCUACCGAUGAUGAUGGCCAGGCAACGACCAAGACAUCAGAAACCGUGGGAGAGAUCUGGGUCGCAGGGCCAAACAUGAUGAAAGGGUACUGGAGAAACGAAAAGGCGACGCGUGAGACUGUGGUUGAGAGUGAUGGGUACCGGUGGGUUCGGACAGGAGACAUCGGAUACGUAGAUGGCCGGGGCUGCAUCUACAUCGUUGAUCGGUUGAAGGAACUGAUCAAAGUCAAGGGUCUUCAAGUGGCACCCGCGGAGCUGCAGCUCAUUCUGGUAACUCAUCCUGGCGUUCUCGAUGCCGCUGUCGUCGGGGCCAAAAUCAAUGGACAGGAACAUCCUAGAGCGUUUGUAGUCCGUAAAAACGAAGAUAUAAAAGCAGAAGAUAUUGCAGGUUGGGUCAAGCAGCGGCUAUCUCCACACAAAUGGCUCACUGGAGGCGUGUAUUUCGUCGACUCGAUUCCACGGACGCCGAGUGGGAAGGUGAAAAAGCGAGAUUUACCAGAAAUUGAAUCUCAGAGGGUAUCGAAAUUAUAG